Molecule: messenger RNA, 888 nt
Organism: Chlorocebus sabaeus (green monkey)
Lineage: Eukaryota; Metazoa; Chordata; Mammalia; Primates; Cercopithecidae
Source: RefSeq, a predicted model, not a curated record
GGCUCCACUUCUACAAGUAUGGAGAAGGCAAAAGGCAAGGAGACCUCCACAGAGAAGUCAAGGGAAGAGGAUCAGCAGGCUUCUAAUCAACUAAACAUGAUUGCUUUGCCAGGAACAUCAGCAAAGGGAACCAAAGAAAAAAUGUCUGUCAAAGGCAAUAAAGUGCUCUGUCCUAAGAAGAAGGCAGAGUACAGUGACAACCCCAGACCUCAGAAGAAGAUACCAAUCCCUCCAUUACCCUCUAAACUGCCACCUGUUAAUCUGAUUCACCGGGACAUUCUACGGGUCUCGAAGCUGAGCUCCAAAGGCCAGAAAUUGGAUGCAUAUAAGCGCCUGUGUGCCUUUGCCUACCCAAAUCAAAAGGAUUUUCCUAGCACAGCAAAAGAGGCCAAAAUCCGGAAAUCAUUGCAAAAAAAAUUAAAGGUGGAAAAAGGGGAAACGUCCCUGCAAAGUUCUGAGACACAGCCUCCUGAAGUGGCCUUUCCCCCUGCGGAGGGGCCACCUGCCCUGGAAGAUUCCACUGCUCUCCUUGAGGGAGUUAAUAUAGUUGUGGUGACAACUUCUGCCCCAGAGGCUUUGCUGGCCUCCUGGGCGAGAAUUUCGGCCAGGGCGAGGACGCCAGAGGCAAUGGAACCUCCACAAGAGGCCUGUGGUGUCAGGUGGUGUGUGGUCCAUGGGAAAAGCCUCCCUGCAGAUCCAGAUGGUUGGGUUCACCUGCAGUUUCAUGCUGGUCAAGCCUGGGUUCCAGAAAAGCAAGAAGGGAGAGUGAGUGCACUCUUCUUGCUUCCUGCCUCCAAUUUUCCACCCCCGCAUCUUGAAGACAAUAUGUUGUGCCCCAAAUGUGUUCACAGGAACAAGGCCUUAAUAAAAAGCCUCCAAUGGGAAUAG